AUGCGUUACCCCGGCGUUUCGCUUAUUCUCUGGUUUUCCAUUGUCGCCAAAGGGGAUUUCAUCAAGCAAGCAAGACGUUUUCUACGGGAUCCCCUUCGCUCAGCCGCCUACCGGGGCAUUGCGCUUCAAGCCUCCUCAGCCAUGGGCCCCAACCGAUGGCAGACCCUUAUUAAUGCAACCACCAACGAGCAGCCAAUCUGUAUUCAGAGCGCCCCGAUCACAUAUGAUGCAACUGUCUCCGAAGACUGUCUCUAUCUAAGUCUCUGGAAACCAAAUAAUAUAACAGCAAAAAUCCCAGUGAUGGUGUUCAUAUAUGGAGGUGGGUUCUUGAACGGAUCUGCACCUGCGUACCCCGGGGACAAGAUUCUCGGAGCUGCAUUCCGCCUAGACAAGCCUGUGGUGUAUUUGGCUAUGAAUUAUCGACUUGGCAUCUAUGGAUUCCCCCCAGGUCAACAAUCCGAAAAUGCUGGCGCUCUCAAUCUCGGCUUGAAGGAUCAACGCUUGGCACUUGAGUGGGUUAAUAAAAAUAUCGAAUUAUUCGGCGGUGACCCAACAAAGGUAAUGAUAUUUGGUGAAUCAGCUGGUGCUAUGAGUAGCAGCAUUGAUGCAGAGUGGAUCUCCAUCAAGGCAAGUGGAAUACUAGUCAAUUUUGCCCGGAGCGUUAACGAAUUCGAACAUAGCUAUACUGCGCUUCCUGCUUCAUACCCGCCCCGACAGGCUGCUUAUGAAUUCAUCGCUAAUGCGACUGGUUGUGCAAACGAUGACUUUGAGUGUCUGCGAAAUGCAGAUGCCGAGACACUCAAACAAGCCAAUUAUGACGUUUUCAAGCUACCAUCGAACUUAGUUUCGCUCGACCCUUACCCAACAGCGGUUGGGCCAACCCUCUCAUCCGGAGACCCCUUCUUGUCUCGACCACCUAGACAAACGAUUCACGAAGGCAAGUUUGCGAAGGUCCCCUUCGUAUGCGGAACAAAUCUUGACGAAGGAACUCUAUUUACUACAAAUCCAAACACGACCCAGGAAGUGGUCUCAUUCCUCACAACUCAGCUCCCUGGUCUUACAUUUGGGAUCACAAAUACAAGUAUUGUGGACCAACUGUUAAACUACUAUCCUGAAGAUCCGGGUGCUGGAUCGCCAUACAACACCGGCAAUAAUACUUUCGGAAAAGCCGCUCAGUACAAACGAGCUGCCAGCGUUAUUGGGGACCUCAUAUUCGAGGCCCCACGAAGGGACUUCCUACAAGCCGCGCGAAAGCUGGGCAUUCCAUCGUGGUCAUAUCAAUUUGCGCAGACCGGCUUAGCACCAGACUCUCCCGAGCUCGGUGUGCCACAUGCGUCCGAAAUUCUUUUUGUUGUCCAGUAUCUUCCAGAAGAGCCUGAAAGCCACGUAGAGCUAGGUAUCGAUAUUAUCGAUUACUGGAUCUCCCUUGCUUAUAACCUCAAUCCAAGCGCAACUGGGAAUCCGAGCCGAAUUACCUGGCCCGCGUAUGGCGCUGCGGCCGUUUCAUUGAAGCUUGAGGCAGCAAACACAACUGUCAUUCAAGACAAUUACCGAGGAGACGGGAUUGACUUCAUUCAAUCUAAUAUUUUAACCUGA
This is a messenger RNA of Rhizoctonia solani, 1596 nucleotides long. Its product is annotated as carbohydrate esterase family 10 protein. Lineage: Eukaryota; Fungi; Basidiomycota; Agaricomycetes; Cantharellales; Ceratobasidiaceae. The record is from RefSeq and is a predicted model, not a curated record. The transcript has 14 exons. The coding region runs from base 1 to 1596 and encodes 531 amino acids.